Molecule: messenger RNA, 2957 nt
Organism: Amphibalanus amphitrite
Lineage: Eukaryota; Metazoa; Arthropoda; Thecostraca; Balanomorpha; Balanidae
Exons: 10
Coding region: 106-1767 (553 amino acids)
Source: RefSeq, a predicted model, not a curated record
AUUUUGAAUUCACCAUAGGGCUCAGCCAUUCCUAGAGGAAUUCUAGGCACCUUGGAAAAAAGCGAAAUCGCGCUAGGGAUUUCAGCCGAUCUGGCAGCUCUUCCGAUGCCACUGGCGCGCCUUUUAAUCCAAAGCGCCUUUUUCGUGUCUCAUGUUUGCUCGUUUAUUGCGGAGGCCUAUAUAUGCUUCAAGAUGCUGGAAAAGGAUCACUUCCAAGUAAUCUGGAAGGCUGAUGCCAAGUACAUCUUGUGCGAGAAGCUUGAUAUGAUUCCUGACCUGGAACCGGAGUUGAUGGAGGGCACCACUGUGGCCUACCGAUGUCCGGCGUCAAAGGAAUCGGCCCUGCAGUGGAUUCAGCUGUACCAAGAGGCCGCCAACAUCCCCCUGACGACGUACGACUCCAUGUCGAAUGGCCAAAGGGUGGUGUACUGGGCCAGGCUUCGUUGUCACCACGACGUCCCAGAAAAGCCGAGUCGUCCGAGGAAAAACCAAUCCGCCAAGGACACCGGGUGCCCCCUGCGCCUGAAAGUGACUGUCGCCAACAUUCCAAAACGGAAUAGGUCUACAGACCCAUGCGCGGCUUACGAGCUACGGGUGACAUGUAACAAGAAGCCCCACAACCACGCCGUGGACAACGCUGCCGCUCUGAGACAUCGACGCGUCUCUGAGCUGACGAAGGCCCGGCUGAUGGAGCUGUUCCAGCACCACCACUCGCCCUCCACGGCGCUGGAGACCCUGAAACUACAGCUUCAGGAGAAGCAUGGGAGCGCCUACCCGUCGGUGGCCGCAGACCGAGCCAUUGUCCCAGAUAGGAUGGCCGUCUACUACCUGUACUACAAGCACUGUCGGGAGCGUUACCCAGCCUCGACCCAGGAGGAGACCAUGGACCUCAUCCGCCACAUGAAGGACGUCCGCACGGCGGUCUCAGUCGAGGACGGCGAGACGGUGAUCGCGGCGGUGACGCCGCUGAUGGAGCGCGUCCACACGCUCCCCGACGCGGGAGAGGUGGUCUUCGUCGACGCCUCAGGAGGGAUGAACCGGCACGGCCAGCGCGUCUUCCUGCUGAUGUGCUGGAGCCCGGCCGGUGGUCUGCCUCUCGGUGUCAUCGUCUCCACCUCGGAGACCGAGGCCGUGGUGGACAAAGCCUUCCGGCUGCUCGUCGGGAUUUUACCAGACGGCGCCUUUGGCGGGCGUGGAAGGCGCGGCCCUCUGUGCUUCAUGACGGACGACUGUCAGGCCGAGCGGAACGCGCUGUCGGCGGUGUGGCCUGAAGCGCGGCUCCUGCUGUGCACGUUUCACGUGCUGCAGGCCGUCUGGCGAUGGCUUCACAACGGCAAACAUGGCAUCGACAAGCAACACAGGCAGGCUAUCAUGGCACUAGCCAAGCAGCUCGUGUACGCCAACAAUGAGGCGGAGAUAGCGACGACGAUGGAGCUGGUGGCUACCGAGUGGGGCGAGCGCUACCCACUGCUGGACCAGUACCUGCAGGGUUUCGCUGCCCGCCGUCAAGAGUGGGCGCUGUGCCUCCGCACGGAUGUCCCCACCCGGGGACACAACACGAACAACAUCGUGGAGUCCGCCUUCAGAGUCCUCAAAGACUCCGUCCUCUACAGGACUCGGGCGUUCAACCUGCUGCAGCUGUUUGAUUCCGCCACGGUCCAGCUCAGCAAGCACUACGCCAGGAGGGCGUGCGACGUGACCAACGGCCGGCAGCGGGCGGCACUGCGCCGGUCCGCGGCGGCACCAGCCAAGAAACGGGCACUGUGACGCAGGUGACGGAGUUCACCUAUCAGGUGAAGUCGCUGACGUCGGUCGGCAUCACCUACCUGGUGGACCUGAACGUCGGCGCCUGCACCUGCAGGAUGAACCGGCGGACUGGCGGCUGCAAACACCUCCGAGCCGUGCGGCAGCAGACUGGCGCUGUGCCGGAGGCGACGGCGACAAAGGAGACGCGGAGGGCCUUGAUGGACAUCGCCAUGGGGACCAGCCAGCAGCUGCCAGGCAACUGGUUCGACCCUCUGGUCGCCGAGCCGUCCACCUCGUCACCUCCUGGCCCCACGCCCGCCAGCGCCCCCGGAGUCGCGCAGCCCCAGCCGUCGCCUGGUCCCGAGGAGUACGACGACGACGCAAUGGACUUCGAGGACCCCGCCGCUGCGGCGGCGGCUGUCAGUGGAGCUGAGCAGCGACGCUCAGAUGACCGGACACGCCAAACCGUGGCGUUCAUCCAGGAGUGGGCAGCCUUCAUGUGCGAGGCAGUCGUCCAGGACGACACCUGGGAGAGGGCUGCCGCUGCCUUCCAGCAGAGGUGGGGCCAGCUGCCCACUGCUGGCCGCCAGUCCGCUCUGCACCAGUUUGGGGGUGCGCAGGGCUGCCGGCGGAACGCCACCCAGAUUCCGGUCCAGCCGACCAGCACUGCCCGUCGCACCAGCACCAACGUGCGGGGUCGCGCUCGCUGGCCCGCUGGACGGCCGUGCCGCUCCGCGCGCACCGGGGAGCACGGCUACGUGGCAGCCUCCGCCAGGCGGUCGGCGGCGCCCCACAGCCUGGCCACCUGUGUUGACCAGAACCGCCCCCUGGGGCGCUGAGUGGUAGAGGUGAAGUGGGGGUGACCGGGGCAAGUUGGUGCCAGGGGGGGGGGGGUAAGUUGGGACGGAAGGGAUAUUUCCAAUACUUCUCGACAGUUGGCGUUCAAACUUAUUUUGUACAUGCACAGUAACGCCGUCUGUUUGUCAACGUGGUGUCGGCGCGUGCUGAGGUAAGUGCUGUUAAUAAUCGCUACAAAUGUGUUUCAGGUACCAAAAGUGAUUUUCUUGCUGUGAAAAUAUUCUCUUCUAGUGUCGUUGUGUGUGCCUUUUUGUUUGCCGCAGGAGUACUGCAAACGUUUGUGUUUUGUCGUUAAUGCCCGCAUGGAUUAGCGAUGAUUGUUCAUGUGAAACAUGAAUAAAAAUGUGUUUAGA